This is a messenger RNA of Danaus chrysippus (African queen), 306 nucleotides long. The record is from the annotation of a GenBank genome assembly. NCBI's taxonomy places the organism in Eukaryota, Metazoa, Arthropoda, Insecta, Lepidoptera, Nymphalidae.
AUGUUAUCGAUAAUAUCGAGAUGUGUCGUCGAUAACUCACUAUUACUCGCACACAAACCUCCGACCGAAAUGAGUGAUAAGGAUCAUCCUGUGUUAGUUCACCACGCCUCGACAGCAGUCAUUGGCAGAAAUAAAAACGGCCACGUAACUCGUCACGUCUCGCUGGACAGAGAGAUCGUGCGACCGGUGACAAUGUGUCACCUAGCCAGUAUAACACGACCCCCGCUCGGACGCUGCCCAUCCGCUGGCAGUGACCGAGGCUUACACAAUCCCGCGGACGGGGGUCAUCCGAUACUGGUCGCUUAG